AUGUGGCUGACCGUCAAGCUUCUCUUAGGCCGGAGGUGCUUACUCCAAGUCUCAGAGAACGAGAAAGUAUUUAUGUUAAAGCGACUCGUGUCCAAGCAGCUCCAUGUCCCAGAGAAACAGCAGCGUCUACUCUUCAGAGGCCAAGUCCUGGCUGACAACAAGCGCCUCUCCGACUACUGUAUCGGACCCAAUUCUACACUCAAUGUGAUCCUCCGUCCCAUGGAGAAGGCAUCCCCCGAGAGGCCUUCCCAGUCUCCAUCUCAGACUCAGUCUCCAUCUCAGCCUCAGUUUCCGCCUCAGUUUCAGUCACUGUGGCCUCAGCUUGGCCAGAUUCUGGCCAAACAUUUUAGCCCACAGGAUGCAGAGAAAGUGCUUAACCGGCUAAAGGAAGAACACAGGAGGUGCUUGCAGCAGAUGAGCCUGGACGACUUGGAGAGGAUCUCAAAGCUCUUAGUUCCAGAUGGAAAACAGGAAGAAGCUUCAGGCUCUUCUGUCCAGUCCAAAGGCGAUAUGGAGCCCCGAGGAGAUAGGAAAUGCAAUGUAGCACCCAAGGAAGGCUUUAAACCCGAAAAGUCACCUGGUAAAUAA
Messenger RNA from Dromiciops gliroides (monito del monte), 588 nucleotides. It is a transcript of the gene UBL4B, whose product is annotated as ubiquitin like 4B. The transcript has a single exon. The coding region runs from base 1 to 588 and encodes 195 amino acids. The record is from RefSeq and is a predicted model, not a curated record. Gene Ontology annotation, molecular function: protein binding. NCBI's taxonomy places the organism in Eukaryota, Metazoa, Chordata, Mammalia, Microbiotheria, Microbiotheriidae.